Eupeodes corollae is the source of this 606-nucleotide messenger RNA. RefSeq lists its product as uncharacterized. The coding region runs from base 1 to 606 and encodes 201 amino acids. The record is from RefSeq and is a predicted model, not a curated record. NCBI's taxonomy places the organism in Eukaryota, Metazoa, Arthropoda, Insecta, Diptera, Syrphidae. The transcript has a single exon.
AUGCAUGAGCUGUUGAUGAAUCAACAGCGAAAUAACAUUAUCGCAGAUCAUCUGUCCAAAUUGAUUGGAAAUUCAUACCACCUUCAACCCCAUUUUGGUGGACUAUGGGACGCGGGUGUGAAAUCCGUAAAGCGGCAUAUCAAAUGUGUUAUCGGCGAACAUAUACUUACACAUGAAGAGAUGUAUACUCUCCUCAAUCAAAUCGAAUGUUUGCUCAAUUCGCAAAUGUGGCAGACAUCUGAUUUUGAACCAAUCGCACUUGCUCCGUCUCGUGUUAUGAUCGGAGAAGCAUAUUCUACAAUUCCUAAACCUGAUUUAAACUUUUCAAAUAUUUCGAUAAGUUAUAAUUGGCAUCUCUUACAGACUCUCAUGCAAGGAUUCUGGAAGCAGUGGCAUAAGGAGUAUGUAACAUCCUUACAAAAUCGACCCAAAUGGCAGAUGAUUAGACGAGACAUUCAAGAAAAUGAUAUGGUGCUGCUGGAAGAACCGAAUCUUCCACCAUCGAAAUGGAUGCGGGGAAGAGAUAUACUUCUUCACCCUGGGAAUAAUGACAGAUGUCGUGUCGUCACAGUCCGCACCAACAAUGGCCCCGUUGCCGUUUUCUGA